Messenger RNA from Rubroshorea leprosula, 3012 nucleotides. NCBI's taxonomy places the organism in Eukaryota, Viridiplantae, Streptophyta, Magnoliopsida, Malvales, Dipterocarpaceae. The record is from the annotation of a GenBank genome assembly.
AUGACUUACACUUCUUCAACAAGCCAUUAAAAUUGAUUCAACCACUGAAAAACCCAAAAGCAAAUCCCUCUUUUCUCUUGGAUUUCGGUUGAUCGAGUUUACAACCGAAAAUAUUAAAUAUUCCGGUGACCGAAACCGUAAUACCUAAGCAUUUUCGGUACGGUUUCGGUUGCUAAAAAUGAAAAAAAAAUAUUUUCGGUUAGUUACAUAUCGGUUUUGAAUAGACCCAAAACCGACCCGUGCUCAGGCCUACUGCGAAUCCCUCCCUCCAAAAAUGGCUGAUGCUAUACUUUCCCUAUUCCUAGACCAGGUAAAAACAAUCAUCGACAAGGCAAAGAAAGAGGUGAAGCUGCUGGUCGGUGUUGAGGAAGAAGUGGAAAAGCUUGAAAGAAAUCUUGAUCUUGUCCUGAGCGUGCUCGCGCACGCUGAGGAGAAGAAAACAACCGACCAACUUGUCAAGAAAUGGCUGCAUAAGCUCAAAGAAGCUGCGUACGACAUGGAGGAUGCAUUGGAUGAGUGGAAAACUAGAGCAGAGCUGGAACUGAAAGGAGCAGAAAAUGCUGCUAAUCGUCAGGGGAAGGUAAUACUACUCUGCAACGUCCUUUCAUGCUUUUCUCUUCGUCGGCUAAGUAAUCGUCGUGAAGUUGCUAGGAGCAUAAAGGAAAUCAAUAGAAGAAUAGAUGAGAUUGUAAAGGAGAAAGAUAAGUAUCAAUUGGAAAGUAAGAAGAUUGAACUUCCAAAACGUCCAGAAAGUUCAUCUUUUGUUGAUGUGUCAAAACUAUGUGGUCGGGAUGGGGUGAAGAGAAAAAUAUUGAGGUAUUUGUUGGAAGGGAAUAGUGAAGAGGAGGCCGGAAAACUAAUCCAAACCAUCUCUAUAGUAGGGAUGGGUGGCCUGGGAAAGACAGCUCUGGCACAACUGGUGGGCAAUGAUCCUGAUGUUAAAAAGCAUUUUGAGAGUGUAAUAUGGGUUUGUGUUUCUGAUUCUUUCAACGAGAAAAGAGUUGCAAAAGCAAUCAUUCAAGGGCUUGAAAACCUUAGUGGUAGCGCAACAUAUGGCCUAGAAUCAGAUCCAUUGGAGGUUCUUUUAGGAAGGAUUUCUAAAUAUAUCGAAGGAAAGAAAUAUCUUCUUGUUUUAGAUGAUGUUUGGGCCGAUAAAGGUGAGAUGUGGGAUUCACUAAAAGUCACAUUCGAUCUUGGUGCUGCUGGAAGUAGAAUUUUAGUGACUACUCGGGAUCUUCAAGUUGCAUCAAUUAUGGGGUCCUCUAACUACCAAAUCAUUCAUCUAGAGAAAUUGGGUGACGAGGAGUGUUGGUCAAUACUCAGAGAUACAGCAUUCAGAGGAAAGGACAAGCUGAAGAGUCGAGAAGAUUUGGAGGAAAUUGGGAGGAAAAUUGCAAACAGAUGUAAAGGCUUACCUCUUGCUGCCAAAGUUUUAGGAAGUCUCUUACGGUCUAGAAGUACUAAAGGAGAGUGGCUAACUAUCUUGGACAGUGAAAUAUGGGAACUAAAUUUAGCACAAAAGGAAAUUUUUGCUCCUUUAUUGUUGAGUUAUUAUGAUUUGCCCCAUCCUGUAAGGCGGUGCUUCUUGUACUGUGUACUUUUCCCUAAAGAUUUUGAGUACCCGUAUCAUGGCAUAACAUCACAAUGGCUGGCACAAGGGUUUUUAGGCUCUGAUCCUGAUGCAGACUUGGAGUUAGUAGGGCUAGAAUACUUUAACAUCCUAGUAGCCCACUUUUUCUUUCAAGAUUUUACAAUUUGGAAUGGACAGAUUUAUCAUUUUAAGUUGCAUGAUGUUGUACAUGACUUUGGUAAGUAUUUGGCAGAGGAUGAGUUUGCUAUGAAGGUUGUGGAGUCUGAACAUUUGAGUACAAACUCAACAAAACAUCGUCACUUGUUAGUGAUGGUUGAUAAAAGGAUGACUUUUCCAACAUUCAUUUCUGGUGCAGAAAAGUUGCGAACUCUUGUAACUUAUACAGGAGAGGAUGCUUUAACUCCGAAAGCAUUGCGUAGCUUGUUUAACCAUUGCAGACAGUUAAGGCUAUUGGAUUUUAGCCUGCCUGUUGGACCUGAUCAUUUAUGUAAUGAAGUUCCUGAAGAAGUUGGGAAAUUGCUGCACUUGAGAUUUAUAAACUUGGCUUUUAGUCAAAAAUUAGAAAGGUUGCCUGAAGCACUCUGCAACAUACUUAAUUUAGAGUGUUUGAUGCUUACAGGAUGCCAAAAUUUGAAGCAUUUACCAGAGUCGAUAGGAAAAUUACUCAAUUUGAGGUUUCUUUCUACUAAUGGUUGCUUUGCUCUGACUCACUACCCUAAAGACAUCCGGAAAUUGACUUCUCUUAGAACUGUACUCGGGGCCAUUACUAGAGCUGAUAGGAAUGAUGAUAAAGAAUUUAGCCUUGCUGAUCUUGGAAACUUGAAGCAUCUCCAUUCAAUUCGGAUGAAAGUUGUGGGAAAUUCAAUUGAUAAGGAAGAGGCUAGAAAAGCUGAACUUCAGAAUGUGGAGGAGUUAUUAAUAUAUUUGGCUGAAGGAGUUGAGGAAAGUGACAUAAUUGAAGCCUUACAUCCGCCUUCAGGCAUAAGAUUUGGUUUCAGCGACGACUAUUGGCUCCUUCUGCCUGGCACUAAAUAAAAAGUUUUUUUUAUUGGGGGCAUUCAGUCCAGGCUCGGUGUUGCUCUCUGGUAAUUUUUACUGGACUCCAGUGACGGUGUAGACAUUGUCCAGCAACCUCUGCAACUUCGAUCUCCCUCUUUCUUUCGGUAAUCAUUAUGAGAACUUAGAAUUGUAUUACUUAGGUCUCUUAUCUGUUAAUGUCUAGCUGCUCUAGUUAGGCAGUUGACUGCAGAUAUGAACCCUCAAACUUACCAGGUUCGUUCUUACCAUUCCUAUGAUUUAUCUGUUAAUGCUUGUUUAGUGUUUAAUGGAAAAGAAUAUAGUUUUUGUAAAUUUUGACUCAGGUGGUCUUUAUCUGCCAUUGCCUUUUAAAUUUCAUUGCACAAUAAAAUAAAUUUUGAUUA